This is a messenger RNA of Closterium sp. NIES-65, 966 nucleotides long. Lineage: Eukaryota; Viridiplantae; Streptophyta; Zygnematophyceae; Desmidiales; Closteriaceae. The record is from the annotation of a GenBank genome assembly.
AUGGGUCACGCGGCGUUUCAGCUCGUUCGCGCCAUAACCCUAACGGACACCACUGGUAGCUCUCGCUCUUCUCCCGCUCCCCCGAGUACCGCUCUCAGCCGCUUCCUCGGUCCCGCCGCGACGGCGACGGCGUCGCCGAGUCGCAUUCUCUGCUGCACCCAAUGGCGCUCCUCCAUUCUCAUUGGCUGCAGCGACGGCGCGCUGUUAGAGUACCGCCCGGCAGGAUCAUCAGCGGCGACGGACCAAUCAGCGGCUUCCGCGCCGCGUGUCGCGGCCGGCAACGGUGGCUAUUCGCUGUUCGCACGGAGGGACGGUUUCGCGCCAUCCGCCAUCCUGCGACUCGAAGUCGCCGCGCUACCGACAUCUGCUGCUGCUGAUAGUUCCGCCACCCCCGCCGCUUCCGCCGCAUCCGCCGCGUCCGGGGCGGCGGGCGUGCUGAUCGCGCUGGCGGACUGCGUGAGGCUGGCAGCGCUGCCGACGCUGGAGCCGCUGACGUGUCUCCCGCGCACAGCUGGCGCCACGUCAUUGGCGUGGGACGCGGAGGGCGGCGUGCUGUGCGUGGCGAUCAAGAGGAGAGUGCUCGUGCUGCGGUUUGACGGCCGUUCAACCUUCAAGGAGGAACGAGAAUUCACCUGUCCAGACGCCCCUCGCCUGCUCGCCCUGCCCUCGCCCACCACCCUCUGUGCCGCCACGCCCACCAAGUACCUUCUGCACCACAUCCCACCGCCCGGCACCGCUGGCAGCGGCGGCUCGUGGCGGGACAUGCUGCCGUGCGGGCAGGUGGCGCCGCCUAGUGUUGUGAAACUGCCGCGAGGGGAGAUGCUAGUCGGCAAGGACAGCAUAGGGCUCUUUCUUGACGCCUCUGGUCGCCCUCUGCGCUCCCACGGCAUCAACUGGUCGCGCCCGCCCUCCCACGUGGCUGUCAUGCCGCCCUACGCCCUCGCCAAGCUGCCCAACUACAUUGAG